Oryza brachyantha (malo sina) is the source of this 668-nucleotide messenger RNA. RefSeq lists its product as uncharacterized. The transcript has a single exon. The record is from RefSeq and is a predicted model, not a curated record. Bases 130 to 420 code for a protein of 96 amino acids. NCBI's taxonomy places the organism in Eukaryota, Viridiplantae, Streptophyta, Magnoliopsida, Poales, Poaceae.
GCUCACCAUCAACCUACCUCCCUCCUCUGCACUGCAACCAGCAGAACACCAGAGCUUCAGCCUAGCUCCAAACUUCCAGAGCAGCGAGCGCGAGGCCGGCCGGCUUCAGCGUACAGUCUAAGCACACGCAUGGGAUCGCUGGGCCCUGCUGUGGUGGCGAGCGCGAGCGCGGCGAAGAUGGCCUGCUGCGGCGGCGGCGGCGGCAAGAUGGCGGGGGAGAUGGUGAUCAGCGGCGGCGGGGCCGGGGCGGGGUUCCAGAUGCCGCUGCACUACCCGCGGUACAGGAAGGCGGACUACGAGGCGAUGCCCGAGUGGCGCGUCGACUGCCUGCUCCGCGAGUACGGCCUCCCCGUCGCCGGCGACGUCGAGGACAAGCGGCGGUUCGCCAUGGGCGCCUUCCUCUGGCCCGACCAGUACUGACUGAGCUCGCUACUUACACCCUCGCCACCUUCGACUUCGGUUCGGUUUCGGUAUUCGCAAGCCCGCCCAGCAAUUCGAGGCAACAUCAUCUGUAUUACGUAUUAGUACUAUCGAUCUAUUUAUGCUGAGUUCGUACGUGUUAAUCCAUCUGCCGUACAUAAUGGCGCCAUGAAAUGAUGAUGUAAAUUUUCCUACAGUAUGUUAAAGAUAUAUAGUAUGGGAGAAGGCAUUUGACAUGAUUUUAAUUA